CUUUCAGUUUUCCCCGACGUACAGUGACGUCACUAUGCGUCACCUUUACAGCGGAAGUGCCGGUAGAAAGGCUGUGAGCGGUGUUUCUUGAAUGCUACUCGUUUUCGACAGGUGUCAUCAUGUCAAAGCAGUCGCUGGGGAAGACCUUGCUGAGGAACGUAAUCCGACAUUCAGAUGCCCACAAUAAGAUCCAGGAGGAGAUGGAGAUGUGGAAAAUGCGAGACUGGGAGAAACAAACGUCCAGCCGCAAACAAUUGUCAGACACGGAGUGUGUGAGACGUCACCUGCACUGUGAUCGAGUUCCAGACGAACGGGAAAGCGUGAGCCGAAGCAGAGUCUCAGAACAUGACGACAGAGAAGCACGAUACUGGACUCGUCAACUGUAUGAAUUUGAGGCUACUAAUCCUGACAGGUGGGGGCACAGUGGCUUUAAGGAGCUUUAUCCUGAGGAGUUUGAAAGUGACAGUGAAAAAGACGGUUCCUCAAAGAAGAUUGGACGGCACAAAAUUAAAAAGUCCAAAUCCGACACGGAGGCCUGCUUAUCAAAACAUUCCAAAAAAUCAUCUCGGAAGAAGAAAAAGAAAAAGAAGAAGAAAGGUGAGGAGGAAAAGCGCAAGAAAGGUGAGCGCUCAAGCAGCGAGUGCAGCAGCGAUGACAGCAGAGAUAUUAAGGACAAGCACAAGAGAAAAAGGACUAAAAGUCGACACAAAAACAAGAAAGCUGCAAAAACCAGGGGGAGGGGUGAGGACACCAGCUCGGAGGACAGCGAUGAUGAGGCAGGGAGGGAGAGACGGAAUCACGGGCGCAAAAAGCGAAAACACGACUCCCAGAAAGACUCGGACUCGGGGCCAAACUCUAAAAAGAAGAGGAGAAAAAACUGGAAGGCGGCAGGUGAUGGGAGCUCGGAUGAUAGUUCUGCAGACUGAGAUGACGGGUAUGAAUGGACAGAUAGCUCAGGUAACAACCAGGAAAAUGACUCCAGGCUUCUUUGUCCACAUUAACACCGUGGAGGGCUUUUCACUGCGGGGGGGGGGGGGGGGGGGUUCUGUAUUGUAUUUUGUUUGACAUCAACAAACCUGUGUCUCCUCGGGCACUCUGCAAUAUCUCAUCACCUCUGCAGUGGUUUGAAGCCCACUGUACAGCAGUACAGUCAGCAGGCGGCGUGAAGAGGGAUGGUGGUUGAUCCACCAUCUGUCUCAUCAGGAAUCCUGUGGACCUCAGGCUCGCUGAUUGAACGCAGACUCUCAUCUCACACGGAGACCUUCUGCCAGGAAAUGAUCAGUAUUUUAACUUAAUUUAAAUGUCAACUUGCGCAACAUUCUUCAUCAGUUAUAAGAAUGUGCAUUUUAUUCACGUUUUUAGCUUUGUAAAUUGUAAUAUUUGUACGCACAUUGAGUGAAAAAAUAAACAUCUCUUUUACAUUUUUUAA
Molecule: messenger RNA, 1429 nt
Organism: Mugil cephalus (flathead mullet)
Lineage: Eukaryota; Metazoa; Chordata; Actinopteri; Mugiliformes; Mugilidae
Gene: nkapd1
Product: NKAP domain containing 1
Exons: 6
Coding region: 120-926 (268 amino acids)
Source: RefSeq, a predicted model, not a curated record